Messenger RNA from Colletotrichum tamarilloi, 351 nucleotides. RefSeq lists its product as uncharacterized. The transcript has a single exon. The annotation marks the transcript as partial. The record is from RefSeq and is a predicted model, not a curated record. NCBI's taxonomy places the organism in Eukaryota, Fungi, Ascomycota, Sordariomycetes, Glomerellales, Glomerellaceae.
CACGUUCAGCUAAGCUACGAAAGAUCGUUCUUGUUGCCUUUCCGACAACUGCCGUCCGCAUCGCCAGAAAUCGAUAAGACGCAGAUCGUCAAUCAAAAGCUUGAUACCCCCAGUGGCCUGUUCACCCUUUGGACAGUCGGUGGAUCAUUUGCGGUCUUGACGGACGAUCAUUUCGGAUAUGGGCGAAGACGACCAUCCAGAGGACGCAUCGAAGCAAGCAAAACCACUUUGACAAUCAAUCAUACCUCUGAUGUCCAUCGUCAGGCGAAGGCUCGCGGUAUCAGCAAGAGGGCAGCGAGGGUGCACAUAACCUCGACUAACGCCGAGGCCAACGGUAUCAUCUCAUGGUAA